Molecule: messenger RNA, 1391 nt
Organism: Suillus bovinus
Lineage: Eukaryota; Fungi; Basidiomycota; Agaricomycetes; Boletales; Suillaceae
Exons: 6
Coding region: 179-1375 (398 amino acids)
Biological process (GO): protein phosphorylation
Molecular function (GO): protein kinase activity; ATP binding
Source: RefSeq, a predicted model, not a curated record
AUUCCCAGGGGCACGAAGGAGGUGCAUGUCGAGUUGAAAGUAUCUCAGUAGAUUCUUUGCGCUUUCAAUUGGCUUCAGAGGCUCGCUAGAAAUUUCCGACAGAGCCUAAUUAUAGUCGGUGAGCUUUGGUUGCGACUAGUUAUAUUUCAAACCAACUCCAAGCAACAACGUGACUUCGAUGGAGAAGAGUGCGAAGACAAAGACAAAGACAGAACGCAAGGCAGCAGAGGCAGCGGAACUUGAGAGACGCGAGGCUCUCAGAGCUCAAAGAGAGUUCGAAGCUUUUGGAGCGGAACGCGAACGCAGACCAGGAGCUUUGACUGGAUACGAAAUUUGGUGGUGUCAACAAUACCAAUGGCUAAAGGGUAAAGGGUAUUUGCUUCGGCCUCGGUACGCUCCGGAUUGGGUGCCAUCAUGGGAAGCCUUACAGUGCCACCCUUUUACUUGUGAAGAUGGUAACAUCUCCAGAUACUCUCAUAUCAUUGAUGCGACUCGUAUGUCUGAUGGCUCGUACAUUUCUCUCAAAGUGGUCAACAGAUUGGACCAUCCUUAUGAGGUAGUUAUUGGCCAAUAUUUUAUGACGGAGCAUCUUGUCUCCGAUCCUAAGAACCACUGUGUUCCGUUCCUCGACGUACUAUCGGUACCCAACGAGGAUGACAAACAAAUUCUCGUGAUGCCUCUCUUGCUUGAUUUUACGAAACCUCGGUUCGACACCGUUGGCGAGGUGGUAGAAUGCCUGGGACAGAUAUUCGAAGGCUUGUUGUUCAUGCACACUAACCACGUAGCGCAUCGGGACUGCAUGUCAAGAAAUAUCAUGAUGGACGCAAAAGACCUCUACCCUGAACCUUAUCACCCUGUUCAGCCUCACAUGAAGCGCGACUUCAGUGGCUAUGCCAAGCAUUUCACUCGCACGCAACGACCGCCAAAGUACUACCUAAUCGACUUCGGCUUGUCACGCCGGUAUGAUGCUACCGAGGAAAACCCGCUGGAGUACCCCAUUUUCGGGGGCGAUAAAACAGUGCCAGAGUUUCAGAAGAAUCCCAACGUUCCAAUGAAUCCCUUCCCCACCGACAUCUAUUAUCUCGGAAACGUCAUCAGAGAACAGUUCUUUUAUGCUAGAUCGGGGCUUGAGUUCUUGAAGCCUCUCGUUGAUGACAUGGUGCAGGAUGAUCCCAGCGGGAGACCUACCAUGGAAGUGGUAGUUCAACGGUUUGACUCGAUCUGUAAAAAACUCAGCACAUGGAAACUACGUUCUCGUAUCAUUUCUGUGGAUGACGGCCUUCUGGAAAACAUGUAUUAUGGAACCAUACACUGGCGGCGGCGCAUAGGCUUUAUCGUCAGGCGUGUUUCAGCUAUACCUCGCCCUUCCGAUUGAAACAUGCCUCGUGCGA